Molecule: messenger RNA, 1165 nt
Organism: Tarenaya hassleriana
Lineage: Eukaryota; Viridiplantae; Streptophyta; Magnoliopsida; Brassicales; Cleomaceae
Product: aquaporin PIP1-3-like
Exons: 4
Coding region: 80-940 (286 amino acids)
Biological process (GO): response to water deprivation; transmembrane transport
Cellular component (GO): plasmodesma; vacuole; plasma membrane
Molecular function (GO): water channel activity
Source: RefSeq, a predicted model, not a curated record
ACCACCACAAACGAGAGGCUGAAAGAGAGAAGGAACACAGUUUCUCAGAAAAAAAAGGGCUCUGAGCGAGAAACAAAAAAUGGAGUCAAAGGAAGAAGACGUGAGACUGGGAGCGAACAAGUUCUCGGAGAGACAACCCAUCGGGACGGCGGCUCAAACCGGGAAGGACUACAAGGAACCACCACCGGCCCCAUUGAUCGAACCAUCUGAGCUAAAGUCAUGGUCUUUCUACCGAGCCGGAAUCGCCGAGUUCAUGGCCACUUUCCUGUUCCUCUACAUCACCAUCUUGACCGUAAUGGGUGUUAAGCGAUCUCCCUCCAUGUGCGCCUCUGUCGGAAUUCAGGGCAUUGCCUGGGCUUUCGGCGGCAUGAUCUUCGCCCUCGUCUACUGCACUGCCGGCAUCUCUGGAGGACAUAUAAAUCCGGCGGUGACAUUCGGGCUGCUCCUGGCUAGGAAGCUCUCUCUGACGAGGGCCGUGUUCUACAUGAUCAUGCAGUGCCUUGGCGCCAUAUGUGGAGCCGGAGUGGUUAAGGGUUUCCAAGAGGGUCCGUACCAAAUGCUCGGAGGUGGAGCCAACGUGGUGGCCGGUGGCUACACCAAAGGUCAAGGCCUCGGUGCUGAGAUCGUCGGCACGUUCGUCCUCGUCUACACUGUCUUCUCCGCCACUGACGCCAAGCGUAACGCGCGUGACUCUCACGUCCCGAUUUUGGCUCCUCUACCAAUUGGUUUCGCGGUAUUCUUGGUUCACUUGGCGACAAUCCCGAUAACCGGAACCGGUAUUAACCCGGCCAGGAGUCUUGGAGCCGCAAUCAUCUACAACAUGGACCACGCUUGGGACGACCACUGGAUAUUCUGGGUUGGACCAUUCAUCGGUGCUGCGUUGGCUGCUCUGUAUCACCAGAUCGUCAUCAGAGCAAUCCCUUUCAAAUCCAGCUCUUAAUUUAUGUAACAAAUCCGAUUUUUUUAUUUUUAUUUUUAUAUUUUUUCUUUUCUUUUUUUUUGUUUAUUGUUCAUCCAUUUUCAUGUCCACGUGGUCGUCGCUAUCAAUGUCCGUUUUCUCUGUGUUUUCUCUGUGUUAUGUGAGAAUUGUUCUUAUCUACUCGUAAAUUCUUGUCUUUUUUCUAUGUUGGAAUCUAUUUUAAGGGACCAUGUUUCUUUUUGUAUU